Molecule: messenger RNA, 1196 nt
Organism: Acomys russatus (golden spiny mouse)
Lineage: Eukaryota; Metazoa; Chordata; Mammalia; Rodentia; Muridae
Gene: Pex10
Product: peroxisomal biogenesis factor 10
Exons: 6
Coding region: 60-1037 (325 amino acids)
Biological process (GO): protein import into peroxisome matrix
Cellular component (GO): peroxisomal membrane
Molecular function (GO): zinc ion binding
Source: RefSeq, a predicted model, not a curated record
GCGUCACUGGCCCCGCCCACGGCGCGCGCCGGCGCAGUACGAGCUUACGGAUUCGGGCCAUGGCGCUGGCAGGUGCACCAGAAGUGAUCCGGGCGGCGCAGAAGGACGAGUACUACCUGGGAGGGCUGCGGAGCGCCGCGGGGGGAGCGCUGCACAGCCUAGCGGGUGCAAAGAAAUGGCUGGAAUGGAGGAAAGAGAUCGAACUGCUCUCAGACAUAGCCUACUUCGGCCUCACCACAAUUGCAGGCUACCAGACACUUGGAGAGGAGUAUGUGGGGAUCGUGCAAGUGGACCCAUCCCAACAACGUGUGCCCUCCAGGCUCCGCCGUGGAGUGCUGAUUGCACUGCAUGCCAUCCUGCCCUACCUGCUGGACAAGGCCCUGCUGCCCCUGGAGCAGGAGCUACAAGCCGAUGGCGAUGGCACACGGGCCUCACAGGGAAGCCUGCUGCUGUCUGGGGGGCGCAGCCGGUCAGGGGCACGGCGCUGGGUGCGUGACCAUGCAGCCACCCUGCCUGAGCAGCAGAGGAGGGCGCUGCAGCGGGCAGUCUUCAUCCUUAGACAGGGCUUUGCCUGCCUGCACCGGCUCCACGUCGCUUGGUUUUACAUUCACGGUGCCUUCUACCACCUGGCCAAGAGACUAGCCGGGAUUACUUACCUCCGGACCCGCCGCCUUCCUGGAGAGGACCUGAGGGCACGCACUAGCUACCGGCUGCUGGGGCUUGUCUCCCUGCUGCACCUGGCACUGUCCGUGGGGCUGCAACUGUACAGCUUCAGGCAGAAGCAGCGAGCCAGGAAAGAGUGGCGGCUGCACCGCAAUCUGUCCCACCGAAGGAGCUCCCUGGAGGACAGAGCUGUCUGCAGAGCCCCACUGUGCACCCUCUGCUUGGAGGAACGCAGACACUCCACAGCUACACCGUGUGGCCACCUCUUCUGCUGGGAGUGUAUCACAGAGUGGUGCAACACCAAGACAGAGUGUCCCCUGUGCAGAGACAAGUUCCCACCCCAGAAGCUGGUCUACCUGAGGCACUACCGCUGACCAGGACCAGAUCCUUACCAGACAGCUCCAAGGAGUGGAUGGGAGCUGGGCAUGGUGGCACACGCCUUUAGUCCCAGCACUUGGGAAGACAGAAGCAGGUGGAUCUCUGUGAGUUUGAGGCCAGCCUGGUCUACAAAACAAGUGCAAGAGCCAAGACUA